Molecule: messenger RNA, 2790 nt
Organism: Cryptotermes secundus
Lineage: Eukaryota; Metazoa; Arthropoda; Insecta; Blattodea; Kalotermitidae
Product: glucose dehydrogenase [FAD, quinone]
Exons: 2
Coding region: 96-1889 (597 amino acids)
Molecular function (GO): flavin adenine dinucleotide binding; oxidoreductase activity, acting on CH-OH group of donors
Source: RefSeq, a predicted model, not a curated record
UGGGGGCGGUGGAACUAAUUGUUACUGCUUAUAAACUUCUUCAUCCUGCGGUGUUCACUUGCUUCAACGUUCUCUCGAAGUCGGACUAGUCAGAGAUGAAUCCAAAAGGAAUUCAGGGAACCCAUUCCCCAAGGAACUGUGGAGGUGUCUUCAUAUUGAUGACUAUUCUCCUGUCCGGGUGUACCGCACAACCUGAAGAAUACGACUUCAUCAUCGUGGGAGGUGGGGCAGCGGGGUGCCUACUGGCUGACCGACUGUCCGAAGUCAGCGAGUGGAAUGUGCUCCUGAUAGAAGCAGGUGGCGAAGAGAACUUUCUGCAGGACAUCCCCGCGUUAGCGUCACUGUCCUAUUACACACCGGCAAACUGGGGUUACAAGACAGAGAAGUCUUCCACGGCGUGUCUCGGCCUAAUAGAUGGCCGGUGUAACUGGCCACGUGGCAAAGUCCUAGGUGGCACUACUGUUCUCAAUUACAUGGUGUACACCAGAGGCAACCGAAAGGAUUACGACGGUUGGAAGACACAAGGAUGUGAAGGUUGGGGAUAUGACGACGUCUUACCAUAUUUCCUCCGGUCUGAAAACAUGCGCAUUCCCACGUUGGCUAACGACAAGAAAUAUCACUCCACGGAGGGAGAACUAUUUAUCACCCGGCCACCAUAUCACACUCAGAUUGCUUCCGACUUCGUUGAAGCAGGUCCUCAAGCUGGCUACAAAGACAUUGACUACAAUGCCGCAACUCAAAUAGGUUUCUCCUUCCUGCAGGCAACCAUGAAGAACGGAGAGCGGAUGAGUUCGAAUCGUGCGUUCUUGAAACCUGCAAGACAGAGGAAGAACCUGCACGUUGUCAAUAGGAGCCUCGUCACCAAAAUCCUUAUUGACCCGCAAAAUAAAACGGCUUACGGUGUAGAAUAUAAAUAUCUUGGGAUAUUUAAGACGGAAGCUGUUGCCAGAAAGGAAGUGAUUCUGUCUGCAGGAGCCAUAAACUCUCCACAGCUUUUAAUGCUGUCAGGGAUCGGCCCUAAAGAACAUCUGCAGAAAGUGGGGGUUCCUGUGAUACAGGACCUAAGAGUUGGCUUCAACCUACAGGAUCACAUUUCACUUGGAACUCUUUUCUUCACUGCAAACUCCUCGGUCACUGCGAGAUUUGACAAUAUUCCUGGUGAUGCUGUCAGUCUUCUUCAAUACCUCUUCACCAGGAAUGGGACACUUACAAUGCCAGGAGCCAUUGAAGCACUAGCCUUCCUGGAUAUAGAUGACAGCGACGGUCUUCCAGAGAUAGAAUUAAUUUUUGCAGGAACUACUGUGGCAUCACUUUUGCCUGUUUGGUUUGCCUGGGGCGGAAAACUUGAAAUAUAUGCCCCUUACAUGUCUUUAGCAAUUCAAAAUGCUUUCAGCAUAUUUCCCAUUCUUCUGCACCCUAAGAGUCGCGGCUGGUUGACCCUCAAGGACAAAAACCCCGAAACGAAACCUCUUUUGUACCACAAUUAUCUGACUGAAAAGCAGGAUGUGGAAAUCCUCGUAAAGGGAAUCAAACGAGCUAUCCAACUAAUCGACACCGAAGCCUUUCAGAGGCAUGGUGUAAAACUGUACACGGUGCCGCUACCCCCGUGCAAGAGUCACGAGUUCGGCUCUGAUGCAUACUGGGAAUGUUCGAUAAGAUAUAUGACGUUCACCGUGUGGCACCAAUGUGGAACAUGCAAAAUGGGCCCUGACUCCGACCCCGAUGCCGUCGUGGAUCCUCAGUUAAAGGUGCGAGGAAUUCGGCACCUCCGCGUCGUGGACACUUCCAUCAUACCCGUCAUUCCGGCGGCUCACUUGACUGCUCCAGCUUACAUGAUUGCUGAAAAAGCAGCUGAUAUGAUCAAGCAGGAAUGGAAGGCUAACGCAUGAAUUCCAAAUACUGACAGUUCAGCGAGGAAGGCAACUAAAUAAUAUUCUGAAAAUGAAGAUGUUUUCCUACGUUUGUGAUCAAGUAUUGCCGGUGAUGGAGAUAUUGAGCUGUGCUACAAUUUUGGAAAUCCUUCCCUAUUUGAUGCUGCUGACUUUGUGAAGAAACCUCACCGAAUUUAUUCGCAGUAAAGACAUGAAACUUAGCUUUCAAGUUUUUUUCAUCAUCGUUGAUAAACAUCAUUAUUUCGACCAUUCUUGGUAAAGUGAAUUAAACAAGCAUAAAUUUUUUGUUAGUUACGUUUGGUGUGGUACUUGCAAUGAACAUUUUGCUCUUUCCUGUAAAUGCACCAAGUCAUAAUGCAAUGGUAAGGUGAAUUAAACAAGCAUAAAUUUUUUGUUAGUUACGUUUGGUGUGGUACUUGCAAUGAACACUUUGCUCUUUUCUGUAAAUGCACCAAGUCAUAAUGCAAUACCUCAGGUUGCCUACAUAACACUUGCUUCAUCAACACACAAAUAUCAGACAUGGAACUUCGUAUCUAGUUCUGUCAAAUAUCUGUGGCUCCUGAUACAGUAACAAAUCUAAGAAUGUACAAUAUUUGUCUGCAAUUUCUUCACUUUUGGUUCAUGUAACAGAUGCUCCUACUUCAUCUUCCCGUCGCUGUGACAAAGCAACAGGCGUAUCACCAUCUAGGGAGUUUUGUAUGUUAACCACAUGUUUAGUGUCCUUGCUGGUAUUUUGGUACAUUUGAUACUGAGUGUGUACUAUGAUAUAUAAGUCUUAAUUCAUUAUAUAAACUUCACAUAGACUGUAUAUUCUUAUGCAAAUAAAUGUUUUAAUCUGUCCGGCAUUAAGAAAGUUUUUUAAAGUUAUUAUUGAGAAAAUAACAAUGUAAAACACACA